Penicilliopsis zonata CBS 506.65 is the source of this 2776-nucleotide messenger RNA. RefSeq lists its product as hypothetical. NCBI's taxonomy places the organism in Eukaryota, Fungi, Ascomycota, Eurotiomycetes, Eurotiales, Aspergillaceae. The coding region runs from base 115 to 2679 and encodes 854 amino acids. The record is from RefSeq and is a predicted model, not a curated record. The transcript has a single exon.
UUUCCCCUCUUUUCUUCUUCUCUCCUCCCUCUCUCAUCCUGUUUCUCCUGUCAUUCUUUCUGUCACUCGUUUCUCCAUCAUCAGUUGAUUAAUUGAAUGAUAAUUGAGACCAGCAUGUCAGCUUUCCUCCUGACUCUGGCCCUCGCCUCCUCCCUGGGCCUCCAGGCCAGGGGACAGCAAGUGACUUGCUCCGACGUGCCCUCGACCAACCUGGUCGCCAACCCGUCCUUUGAAGACGGCACGACCGACUGGUCAGUCAGCAGUUCCUCGUUGACCACCACGACCGAAUAUGCUUCAGACGGCGACUACUCGCUCUAUGUCCCCGGAUCUCUCUCCUCAUGGGCCAUCACGCAAACGUUGGACAGCCUGGAGGUUGGCGUCACCUACGAUAUCUCCUUUGACUACUAUGUCUGGGUCAGCUCAUCCAACACGUACCACUGGCCCUGCUCCAUGCACCUAUACCAUACUGUUCUCGCCGAUUCCAACGUCAUCGCUUCUUUCACCGGCGUCACCUUCACCGCAUCAACCAACGGGUGGCUCACGCUGAGCGGCACCUGGACACCCACCUCCAGCGAAGAUCUGUUCGGGGUCUCGGGCUCCUGCAGCACCUUCCAUAAUGACAACAUUGGCGAUAUCUAUCUGGAUAACUUCCAAGCCAUCCGAGCUACCGCAGUGCAGACCUGUACCACUGCAUCCCCGACUCCUUCGGCCACGGCUUCGUCUGUCACCUCCUCAGCUGUAGCCUCCUCAGUCGUGGUGACUUCUUCGGCCCCGGUCUCUCCAACUUCAGUUCCUUCUUCAGCAGCUGUCUCUUCUUCUUCUUCCUUUUCUUCUCGUUCCACUCGUUCAAGACGUAGGCCGUGUGCCACUCCGUCAUCGUCUCAUGUGUUGAGCUCCAGUGCAUCCCUGCAGAGGACUGCCUCCCAGACUUCUUCCCUGACGGCGUCAUCUCGUCCGACAAGUUCAGCCAGUCUCGGCAGAAGCUCCUCCACUCAUAAACCCUCCUCGAGUAUCAUUCCUCCGUACCACAGAUCCACCACGACCGUCUUCACCACUGUGACUAUUCCCUCGACUACCACCAUUUGUACCAGUUCUUCCGCUGUACCGUUUGGUUCUUCCAGUCUUGUGGCUACUACUACGCCCACGGGAUCCAGCUUGGCGACGGGAUCUAGCUCAGUGGUAACUUCUACUGCGACAGCUUCUACUACAGCAGCAACUGGAUCUACCGCAGCAACUGGAUCUACCGCAGCAACUGGAUCUACCGCAGCAACUGGGUCUAUCGCAGCAACUAGGUCUACCGCAGCAACAUCCGGGUCCACUGUAGUAGCAACCGAAUCUAGCACGGCGACAGCUGCUACUACGGCUGCAACUGGGUCUACUACAGCCACAACUGAGUCUACCACGGGAACAGCUACUACAGUGACAACUGCUACCACCGUGACCACCGCUCAUACAAACACGGUUGAAUUGACCACCUCCACCAUCCUUACCACUCGCACUUCCACCGUCACAGCGUGUCCCUCGACAGUCACCGACUGCCCAGCCAGGUCGCGCACCACCUAUGUUUCUACAGAGACCGUGGUGGUCUCGACCACCGUCUGCCCAGUGACAGCGACCGAGUCGGCGACUGCUACAUCCGUCUCAUCUUCUACCACCGAAAAGUACACCACUUCAACCGUCUUCUCUACUCGCACGGCCACCACCACCGCCUGCCCCUCACACAAGCCCAACUGCCCGGCUCAGUCACGGACCACCUUCCUCACUACAGAAACUUUCGUCGUCUCUACCACUAUCUGCCCUGUCACUGCCGAACGCGCUACUGCCACUCACAUUGCUAGUAAUGGCGAAAACACUUUGUCAACGGCUUCCACCACCACCUCUGCUUUGUUGAGUACCCGUACUGCUACCGUUACUGCCUGUCCGUCCGGUCACACGCAUUGUCCUGCGACGGAAAGUGUGACUGUUGUGACGACUGAGACUUUGGUUGUUGGACAGACUACUUAUACUCUCCCUGCUACCGUCACUGGUAGCUCUGGUUCUGGCAGUGGAAGCUCUGGAAGCUCUGGCAGUGGAAGCUCUGGAAGCUCUGGAGGCUCUGGCUCUGGCUCUGGUAGCUCCAGUAGUGGCAGCUCCAGCUCCGGCUCCGGCAGCUCCGGCAGUUCCGGCUCUAGUUCUGGUAGCUCUGGUUCCGGCAGCUCUAGCUCUGGCAGCUCUGGUUCUAGUAGCUCUAGCUCUGGCAGCUCUGGUUCUGGCUCUGGCUCUGGCUCCGGAAGCUCUAGUUCUAGCAGCUCUAGUUCAGGCAGCUCUAGUUCAGGCAGCUCUGGCUCCGGCUCUGGUUCUGGCUCCGGCAGCUCCAGUUCUAGCAGCUCUAGUUCAGGCAGCUCUAGUUCUGGCUCUGGCUCUGGCUCCGGCAGUUCUGGAUCUGGCAGCGGUUCUGACAGUGGUACUGGAAGCUCUGGCUCUGGCUCUGGUAACCACACCAGCACUCAAACCAGCUCUGCCUCUAUCUUCACAACCCUGGCGGCGGGUACAAACAGCAGCAGAACCAGCACGACGCUGUCGACUCCCUCAACGACCAGUGCAGUCUCGCCUGUCUACACUGGCGCGGCAUCUGGACUGGCUUACGGUGUCUCGCUGUUCACAGCUUGCAUCAUGGGUGUCCUUGUUUUCUUGCUGUAGCACUUUGCGUCUUUCCUCUUUAGCUAGAUGAUUCCUUGCCAUGAUAACGAUCAUAUAUAAUCAUAUAAUAUAAUAUAAACCAAGUUAUUAUAAACCA